Messenger RNA from Lindgomyces ingoldianus, 780 nucleotides. RefSeq names its product adenylate kinase 1 ATP binding protein. Gene Ontology annotation, molecular function: ATP binding; AMP kinase activity. Gene Ontology annotation, biological process: nucleobase-containing compound metabolic process. The transcript is spliced from 2 exons. NCBI's taxonomy places the organism in Eukaryota, Fungi, Ascomycota, Dothideomycetes, Pleosporales, Lindgomycetaceae. Gene Ontology annotation, cellular component: cytoplasm. Bases 1 to 780 code for a protein of 259 amino acids. The record is from RefSeq and is a predicted model, not a curated record.
AUGGAGAGUACCACCCCGACCCUAGGCAAGGGCUCUCGCUGCUUUGCGAUCAUCUUCGUCCUUGGUACCUCUCCUUUAGAUCGUCCAAUUUACUCCGUCUUCUCUAACCAAAUUUUAGGAGCCCCUGGCGCUGGAAAAGGGACACUGUGUGCGCAUCUCGCACAGAUACAUAACCUUACACACUACUCUGUUGGCGAUAACCUACGUAGUUGGAUGCACAAAAAUCGCGGCACAUCGCUCGCGGCCCAAAUCCAAGACAAACUCGAUAAUCAGGGGUUUCUUAGCUCUGAAGACUUGAAUCCGUUUCUUUGUCAGGCGAUUAUGGAAGCUAUCUACCAAGAUGAACCAAAACCCAAAGGCAUUCUAGUUGAUGGAUUUCCUCGAUGCUUAGAGCAACUGGAAUCCUUCAGCGUAUGGCCGUUUGAAGACAAACUACCACUUUGUCCAAUCAGUGAUAGUGAGGUGAGACCAAAUGCAAAACCGGACAUUGUGCUAUCACUCGAAGUCACCAAGCAAAAUGCGCGGGCAAGAUAUAUCUCCCGAGCACGAGAUAGCAAUGACAGCAAGGAGAAGUUUGAAAGACGUUUCGUAGAAUACGAGGCGGAGACUAUAGCAGUCAAAGAUGUGUAUCAUCAGCGUGGCAUUUUAAUAAAUGUUGAUACGAAUGGAUCGAAAGAGGAGAACAUUGAUAAGUUGACGAGGAAGCUUGAUAAAAGUGGACUGUGGCAGAAAGUUAUCGUAGAAGGAAGCACAGGAGUGCAUAUUCUUACAAAGGCAUGA